Messenger RNA from Acanthopagrus latus (yellowfin seabream), 3667 nucleotides. Its product is annotated as ubiquitin-conjugating enzyme E2 Q2-like. The transcript has 13 exons. NCBI's taxonomy places the organism in Eukaryota, Metazoa, Chordata, Actinopteri, Spariformes, Sparidae. The record is from RefSeq and is a predicted model, not a curated record. The coding region runs from base 98 to 1234 and encodes 378 amino acids.
UAAUAUGCGAGAUCCGUAGACCCGACUCAACUGCGCGGUCACAUCCCGCCCCGACUUCCCCUCUGCCAGCGGCCUGGUGGUUUGAGAUGAGUAGAAGAUGUCGGUUUCGGGGCUGAAGGCCGAAUUGAAGUUUUUGGAGUCAAUUUUUGACCCAAACCACGAACGUUUCAGAAUAAUAGACUGGAAACCAGACGAACUCAGUUGUCAAUUCAACGUAACAGGGGAGAAGCUGCUGAUCAUUCACUGCAACAUCACGGAAUCCUAUCCCUCAACACCGCCAAUAUGGUUUGUUGACUCUGAUGAUCCCAGUCUGGCAGAGGUGUUGGAGCGCUUAGAGGAUGUGCGAAAAGGCAGCACGUUGCUUCUUCAGCAGUUGAAGCGCCUCAUUUGUGAUCUCUGUCGGCUUUACAACCUUCCACAACAUCCAGAUGUAGAGAUGCUCGACCAGCCUCUGCCUGCUGGUCCAAUAACACAGGAGCGAAAGCAUGGGCCACCAGAUGAGGUGACAUCUGAAGAGGAAGAGGAGGAGGAAAUGGGAGAGCAGGACAUUGACCUGGACCAAGACCUGGACCAUUAUGACAUGAAAGAAGAGGAACCUGCAGAUGGAAAAAAGUCAGAAGAUGACGGGAUAGAAAAAGAAAAUCUGGCCAUCUUGGAGAAGAUUCGUAAAAACCAGAGACAGGAUCACUUGAAUGGUGCAGUAUCCGGCUCUGUGCAAGCCUCAGACCGCCUAAUGAAGGAACUCAGGGAGAUCUACAGAUCACAGAGUUACAAGACGGGUAUUUAUUCAGUCGAACUAGUCGGCGACAGCCUUUAUGAAUGGCAUGUCAAGUUAAGGACGGUAGACCCAGAUAGUCCAUUACAUAGUGACUUGCAGGUCUUAAAAGAAAAGGAAGGAGUGGACUACAUUCUGCUCAAUUUCUCUUAUAAAGAUAAUUUUCCUUUUGACCCACCUUUUGUACGGGUUGUCUCACCUGUGCUCUCCGGAGGUUAUGUUCUAGGAGGAGGGGCCUUGUGCAUGGAGCUUCUCACAAAACAGGGCUGGAGCAGUGCCUAUUCCAUAGAGUCUGUCAUUAUGCAGAUAAAUGCAACUCUGGUUAAAGGAAAAGCCAGAGUGCAGUUUGGAGCCAAUAAGAACCAGUACAAUCUUGCCAGAGCACAACAGUCAUACAAAUCCCUUGUGCAGAUUCAUGAAAAGAAUGGCUGGUACACACCACCCAAAGAGGAUGGAUAAGGAGCUACUACCACUAUGCACUGAGAACAUGUCUUUGGGUCAAAGUAUCUUGUUUUCUUUGGAACAUCCCCCCCCCCCCCACACACACACACACACACACACACCCCGACUCAACUUGGGGAUGUCUCAUCUUUCUUGCGGAAACCAUCUCGCCAGUUCAUCUGACAAGUAUUCCUUCACCCCGCUCCAGGAAAGACUGGAUUCUGGUAUAACUUGGCUUCUCCUCUCAGUGUUUGAGUGAGGAGGAGGACAUGAGGGUAUCACUAUUUCUGUUUUCUCAAUAUGCUCAUUUGUCUUUAAAAAAAACUUUCCUCCUUUAAAUGUGGGGAAAUGCUUUUUCUUUAGCUGCUUUGACAAAGUGGGCUUCACCAACAGUCAGAUAGCCCUCGUUAAACACGAAUUUUAAAAGACGAUUGAUACUGAAGCUCUUGAAGUGGCACCUCACUGCACCUGUUUUUAUUGACCGCCAUUUUCCCCUUUUUUUCUUUUGGAAAUAUAAUUGGUACAUAUUGCAAAUAUUGUUUUUGAAUUAUUAUUUGGCGAUUGUUUUUAUUAUUUUGAGCAUAUUAUACAAUAAAUGAGCCAAUUUUUGUAUUUUGGAAUCUUUAAAUUGAGAUGACCCACCACUCUGUAUCUUUUAGUUCCUUCUAAUAAUAUGGGCCAUGCAGAAUCAAAAGCUACAAUGCUGUUGAACUAAGAUUGAGUGUUUUCAGUGAACAAAUCCACCAAGGGUUGAUAAUAAGAGGGCCAAGGGUCAUUAACGAUCAGAAUCUGCAUAUUUCAUAUCUUGGAAAGAGGACACAAAGAUAUAUUUUCACCAGAUAAUGAGAUCAGCGUCAUUUUGGAAGUUCUAACAGAUUUAAUGUUGAUGCUAAAAAGCUCUUUUUGCCUUAUUUCUGUUAAUCCAUCAGCCCUGCAAGUGCUUAUUGGGGCUACUGGUGUUUCAGUUGGUUAUAGCUGUAGAGAUUGAUGGCAAGUUUGAUGCUGAAAAAUGAAGCCUCACGUGUGUAAAACUGACAGCAUGUUGCACACAAGCCUAGUCUCAACCAUUGUUAUUGUUGGAUGUGAUUACAGAGGGAAUGAAGGGUGUUUGGAUGUGAUUUCUUUUUCAUCACACAGUUUUGCAGAAAAAUGUUUGUGUCAAAUCUUCCUGACAUGCACCAGUGGUAGUGGUUCGCUCCUGACCAGUUUUAGAUCUGAAAUUUCAACCCUGUUACAUGACUUCCCAUGCAGCUGAAUUCAUCCCCUCUUGGGGGCUUAACAUCCAUCAUUUGCCUGGGCUUCCUUUCACUGAUGGUUCGGUGUUGCUUUUGGUGCGCAACAAGAAGGAUCACUUAGCAGUGUGAUAAGAACUGACCUAAAACUCUGUACAUUUGAACUCACACCAUGCAAUAUAUCAGUACUGCUGUUCCCCAUACUACAGGACACACUGUAUCUAUCAAUCUGUUGGCUCUUUUGCAGUUUAUUUGUUAACACUGUCUGCAAAGGUUUGUUUAAAUGGCAACUCAGGUAACAAACAAUACUUAGGAGGGGAAUCUGUACGUGUUGGGUUUGGGGUUAUAUUUUGGGUUAAUUAACUUUCUGUACAGCUGACAUUUAGGCUUACUCACCCACUGAUCUGAUGUCAACAGAAAAAUGUAACGAGCUUUACAAUCUUAAGGGCCACAUGUUGCUUUUUUAAUUCAAGUAAUCUACGAAGAGGGACAUUUACAGAAAGAUGCCAUUUCAACAGGACUGCAGUGGCAUGAUAACCACCAUGUGUGAAAGCUCAUCAUCUGUAGAUUUUUUUUUUUUUUUUUUUUUUCUUCCCCCUCCCAAGUACAAAAGUAGAUUUGAUUUCAGUAUGAUCUUUGAAUAUUCCCGAGAAAGAUGUUUGCACAACUGGAACAACGUGCCUCAAGAGGUCAAUUUAAAAAAAAAAAAAAAACACAACAAAGCACGUUUUGAGCUAAAUAUUUUAAAAUCAGGAACGUUUUCUCACCACACUGCUCCACAUCCUGUUGUUACAUGUCUGAUAUAGCUGAAGGGAGGCAGACGGGGGAGGAAUUACUGUGUAUCAUUAUCAAGGAACUGUGUAACCGCCUCUAAAAGGGCCCAGGCCGAUGAACUUUUCUAAGUUUCAUCCACGUGUGAUCGCCUCCCUCCGAAAUGCCAAAACUCUGCUCAGCAGAGAUAAUAAGAGAUGAUUGAGGUUUGACAGUCAUGCCAUGGUGAAUAGACUUGCACGCUUCUCUAACUGGACUGUGUGUUGAAAAGAUUGAUUUCUCUCAGUUGCCAGUUCAUUUUCUGGCACCAACAAACAGAUGAUCAAGUCCGGCACCGCUGGCUCGCUUUGGUUUUCUUUUAUAUUCAUUUUCCAUUUGAAGAAAUUUUGACCAUGUACAGUAAUUUGUAAACUUGCAUCAAGUUUAUGAAUAAAGAAUUUUAAGAUUA